AACACUUUACAUGUUGCGUUUAUAUUUUUGUUCAGUAUACGUAUAAACAAUAUUAGAUAGGUAGGCCAAUGACAUGAUCAUUUCAGUAGACUCACAGCUGUUCACUCUGUAUCACGUUCAUAUCUGGGUGCGGCGCAGCGUUUGACGCCUUGGUUGCCACUCGCUGACGCUGCUGUCAAAUGGCAACUGCCAACGCUCAAGAAGGAAACUCCUCCCUGUUGACAGCACGUUCUGUCGCCUCCUCAGCGCAAUGGUCUCUUGGAUAAUCUCUAGAAUUGUGGUGCUUAUAUUUGGCACAUUAUAUCCUGCAUACUACUCAUACAAAGCUGUCAAAUCAAAGGAUGUGAAGGAAUAUGUAAAGUGGAUGAUGUACUGGAUAAUAUUUGCACUGUUCACCACCAUGGAAACCAUCACAGAUAUAUUUAUCUGUUGGGUUCCUUUAUAUUAUGAGCUGAAGAUUGCCUUUGUGUUAUGGUUACUGUCUCCCUACACAAAGGGGUCCAGUGUUCUAUACAAGAAGUUUGUUCACCCAACACUUUCUUCAAAAGAGAAGGACAUUGAUGACUAUCUCUGCCAAGCAAAGGACAAAAGCUAUGACACUCUGGUGACUUUUGGGAGGAAAGGUUUGAAUGUGGCAGCCACAGCUGCAGUCCUGGCUGCGACAAAGAGCCAAGGAGUACUGUCAGAUAGACUGCGAAGUUUCAGCAUGCAGGACUUGUCCGCCUACCAGUCCGACCCAACUGAGAUAGACGCUGGAUCUGUCCACACCCAGUCUGCAGCUGGACAACAAAGGGCCAGGACGAUGAUGCGCAGCAAGUCAGAGAUUGGCUACACCAAGGGGCAGGAUUUUGACAUGACUGAAUAUGAGGUGCUGAGCUUCGAUCAGUGUGACACCAAGGAGCCACUGUCCCACCCUAUUACGCCCCCCGAACCCAUGACUGAACCCACACCCACUCCUUCGCCCUCUCUGACCCCCCAGCCCGCUCUACCCUCUCCACCUCCAUCCCCUGCACCCCCAGCAACAGAGCAGACUGAGGACAUGGGGAGAGGGGGGGAAACAUCCACAAGCUCCCCACAGCUCAGGUUGAUUAAGAGGAAGGCACCUGAGCCUCCUCCUAGAGUCUUAAGGCCUCUCACAAGAUUCAGGAGUGCCCAGCUGUCUUCAAACAGAGAAGCCAUGUGAUAUUCUGUGAACGCUCCCAAGACUGCUUUAGCUGCGAGGAGAAGAGGGUAAAUAAGGAAAUGUGGCCAAAAGCUAAAUGUAUAAAACAGCCUUGUUUUAGAAUAAGGAAACCAAAGUGACUUGUGAAAGUGUACACACCCCUUGCACAGUAUUCACAUUUUGUUGCCUUAAAAUUGUAUCUAAAAAGGGAUAAAAAAAUAAAUAAUUCUGCGGAUCUACAAAACCUAUUACACAUUUUCAAAGUGAAAGAAAGUUAUUAUUAUUUCAAUUGGUUUUAUUGGUUUUUAAAAGUAGAUAAUCAACAGUAACAAAACAUAAAUACAGCAACAAGUUACAUUGGUACUAUCCAAUGCAACAGCUGUUGGACAAUACAAAUUAUAAUAAGAAAAUAAAAUAAGAAAAAUACUAUAUAAGUAAGUUCAUAACAUCCCUUACUCAAUUUAGGAUGGGCCAUAACAUCCCUAACCCAGUGAGCAUGCGAUGGCGGGGAAUCUGACUUCCAUUUAAAAAGAAUAAGUGGGCGGGCCAGAAGGAACGAGAAGGCUAUGGCCUCUGCUUGGGUGUUACAGAAAGUAAGCCCUUCGGGGGCUACCCCGAAAAUAGCGACAGAGGGAUCUGGGGCAAUUUCCUUAUUGUAUAUACAGUUGAAGUCGGAAGUUUACAUACACCUUAGCCAAAUACAUUUAAACUCAGUUUUUCCACAAUUC
Coregonus clupeaformis (lake whitefish) is the source of this 1890-nucleotide messenger RNA. Its product is annotated as receptor expression-enhancing protein 1-like. Gene Ontology annotation, molecular function: microtubule binding. Bases 251 to 1183 code for a protein of 310 amino acids. The record is from RefSeq and is a predicted model, not a curated record. The transcript is spliced from 8 exons. Gene Ontology annotation, biological process: endoplasmic reticulum tubular network organization. Gene Ontology annotation, cellular component: endoplasmic reticulum membrane; cytoplasmic microtubule; endoplasmic reticulum tubular network. NCBI's taxonomy places the organism in Eukaryota, Metazoa, Chordata, Actinopteri, Salmoniformes, Salmonidae.